Colletotrichum acutatum is the source of this 1223-nucleotide messenger RNA. RefSeq lists its product as uncharacterized. The transcript has 3 exons. The record is from RefSeq and is a predicted model, not a curated record. Lineage: Eukaryota; Fungi; Ascomycota; Sordariomycetes; Glomerellales; Glomerellaceae. The coding region runs from base 373 to 1107 and encodes 244 amino acids.
CUCCCGCAUGUCUCGCCCACGGCUACCGCACCUAUCGAGCUAUCUACCUUAACCUAAGGUAGGUAGCCAUCCGGGACAUGGGGGGCUUCCUCGAUCGAACAAAGAUGCUUCCCAUCAGGGAAAAAAAGACAAAGGACCCUUGGAAACGCGAACCGAGCCAUGCGCCGGAUUAAUCUACACAAUCUCUCCAACACCUCUCGUCGGGUUCCCUCUCACCUCAUCCGUCCAUCGGCACCUCAUCCUCUCUCAAUUUUUGCCCCGCCUUACUACUGCAUACCACUGCAUGCCUGACGUCCCUCCCCAGCUCGCCUAACAUCCCGUCAGUGCUAGGUAUGCUGCAGACAGACUGCUGCAUCAUACUCGUCAUCCGCAAUGGAAGGUCCCGGUGCUCAUGACCGCCACCAAUACGCUACAGACGAGAUCGUCUACCCGCCCAGUCCUGGUUGGUCAAUGUCAGAGCCGGAACUACAGACACAAGCCGUCAUUCCAUUACGGCCAAUCACCGCAGAGCCUCGCCCGCGCCGCCCAGACUUUUUCAGUCUCCCUUACGAGCUCCGCCUAGACAUCUACGAGCUCCUGCUCCUCAACCCGGAGCCCAUUAUCGUGUCGAGCAGCCGCCGCCAGCUCCACGUCAAAGUUAAGCCGCCGGAGCACCAAGUCGCCUACCUACGCGCCCCCCGUCCGAGACCUCGCGUCGUGUCACUCACCCAUGGGAAACCCCACGUCGAGAUCCUACAGACAUGCAGGCAGAUCGAACAAGAAGGGACCCCAAUCCUCUAUGGCCGCAAUGACUUCGUUGUCGGAUUGAGGCUACGUGCGACGCAGAGCCACCGGAUGGACCCCUUUAUCCAAUAUCUGCGGCCAUCGACACUGCUUCAGCUGCGCUCGGUCACUUUGCGGCCGGGUUGUUGUUGUGACCAGUGGCUCAAAUCUCUUGGGAGCGGUCAGAAUGUCGCAAGCAUGCUAAGCAGCAUGCAGCUCAACGAGCAGAGAGAUCACAAGCAAGUAUUCUGGGACAUCGAGACAGCCAUGUGGCAGAAUGUUGUCAGCAAGAGCCGAGUUUGUGCCUUUUGCCAUACCACUACUGGGGAGCGUAUGUUCAUAUAAAUUCUACAAAGUAUGUCCACAGAGGCUGGCUCUCACAUCGCACUGGUGUCAAGGGCCUAAUGAGCCGAAACGGGGUUGUGAUACGAUUAUGAAUUGCUCUUGUCACUCGAGUUGGC